Molecule: messenger RNA, 1858 nt
Organism: Dipodomys ordii (Ord's kangaroo rat)
Lineage: Eukaryota; Metazoa; Chordata; Mammalia; Rodentia; Heteromyidae
Gene: Mocs3
Product: molybdenum cofactor synthesis 3
Exons: 2
Coding region: 9-1304 (431 amino acids)
Biological process (GO): protein urmylation; tRNA wobble position uridine thiolation
Cellular component (GO): cytoplasm
Molecular function (GO): nucleotidyltransferase activity; thiosulfate-cyanide sulfurtransferase activity; URM1 activating enzyme activity
Source: RefSeq, a predicted model, not a curated record
AGGUCGCUAUGGCUGCUCGCGAGGACGUCGUCGCCUUACAGGCCGAGGUUGCCCUGCGUGAGGAGCAGCUGAGCUCCCUAAAAGAGAGGCUGGCGGCGGCCCUGCUGGCCGAGCAGGGCGCGGAGCCGGAAAGGCUGGCUGCUGUGCCGCCGCUCCCGCCGAAGCCCGCCCUGUCGCGGGCCGAGAUCCUGCGCUACAGCCGCCAGCUGGUGCUGCCCGAGCUGGGCGCCGCGGGCGUGGGCCGCCUCGGCCUGGUGGACUACGACGUGGUGGAAGUGAGCAACCUGGCCCGCCAGGUGCUGCACGGCGAGGCCCUGGCCGGCCGCGCCAAGGCCUUCUCGGCCGCCGCCUCGCUGCGCCGCCUCAACUCGGCGGUGGAGUGCGUGCCCUACGUGCAGGCCCUGACCCCCGCCACCGCCCUGGACCUGGUCCGCCGCUACGACGUGGUGGCCGACUGCUCCGACAACGUGCCCACGCGCUACCUGGUGAACGACGCCUGCGUGCUGGCCGGCCGGCCCCUGGUGUCGGCCAGCGCCCUGCGCUUCGAGGGCCAGAUCACGGUUUACCACUACGACGGCGGGCCUUGCUAUCGCUGCGUGUUUCCUCAGCCGCCCCCGGCGGAGACCGUGACCAACUGCGCCGAUGGCGGGGUGCUAGGGGUCGUGACUGGGGUCCUGGGUUGCCUGCAGGCCCUGGAGGUGCUGAAGAUCGCGGCGGGCCUGGGGCCCUCGUACAGCGGCAGCCUGUUGCUCUUCGACGCCCUCGGGGGCCGGUUCCGCACGAUUCAGCUGCGGAGGCGCAGGCCCGACUGCGCGGCCUGCGGGGAGCGGCCCACCGUGACCGCCCUGCAGGACUAUGAGGCCUUCUGUGGCUCCUCGGCCACCGACAAGUGCCGCGCCUUGCAGCUGCUGAGCCCCGAGGAGCGGGUCUCCGUGACCGACUACAAGCGGCUGCUGGAUUCCGGGGCCCCCCACCUGUUGCUCGACGUCAGGCCUCAGGUGGAAGUGGACAUCUGUCGCCUGCCUCACGCCCUACACAUCCCUUUGAAACACUUGGAGCGGAGGGAUGCGGAGAGCCUGAGCCUCUUGGCAGAAGCCGUCCGGGAGGGGAAGCGGGACACCCAGGGCGGGGCCGCCCUCCCCCUCUAUGUGAUUUGCAAACUGGGAAACGAUUCCCAGAAAGCCGUGAGGAUCCUGCAGUCCCUGAGCACAGCCCAGGGCUUGGACGCUGUGACGGUGCAGGAUGUGGUCGGGGGCCUCAUGGCCUGGGCUGCCAAAAUCGACGCCACGUUCCCGCAGUACUGAGGUGUCCGUGCGCUCCGUCCGGCUCGGCCCGAACGCCUCAGAGACAAACUUGCCUUCUUCAGGAACAUAGGAGGAGCCUGAGAGGGAGCAAUAUUGAGGCUGUUAUAGACUCUUUUUUAUAGGGCGCUUUUCGUGUGUCUCGCUUUCUUGCAGUGCUGAGGAUGAAACUCAGGACUGGCGCUCUACCAUUGAGCUACCUCCUCAGCGCCUCAGCUGGGUUUGGAGCCUUUCGAAGGCCUCACACGAUUAACAUGAGUGGAUUAUACUGUGUCUGAGAAUCGCCUGCGUUUUCAGCAAUGGUGGGGUGUCUUGAAUGCAUGAGAUGUGAUAGGACUUGAUUUUGUAUUUUAAGCUGCAGAUGAUUUACCCGUCUUGCUUUCUUUUUUUCCACCAAUCAAAAAGUUCUCUAAAUAGUCCAUUUUAUGGUUGUUUUUUGCGGGGAUCGAUAUCCAGCCCGGGGCCUCCCAUAGGCUGGGCUGGUGUUCUGCUGCCGAGCUACAUUCCUAGCUUCCGUCAUGCGCGUUAUGCCUGGAAUUAAAAUGUACUAAACAGUC